Messenger RNA from Cicer arietinum (chickpea), 1206 nucleotides. RefSeq names its product thaumatin-like protein 1. NCBI's taxonomy places the organism in Eukaryota, Viridiplantae, Streptophyta, Magnoliopsida, Fabales, Fabaceae. The record is from RefSeq and is a predicted model, not a curated record.
AGCUAGCAUUCAGAUUCCCCCACCACCAAUUUUCUCCCUAAAACUCUCUCUUCCCAUUUUUGUACUAUCUACUAACUUUAAUUAUGUUUCCAUUCUCAUAUCACCAACAUUCUUCUAACCAAUUCUUCAUUUUCUUACUUAUCCUCGUCUUCACAGGGGUUACAGUUUCAGCGACAACAUUCACAUUCGUCAACAAAUGCGACCACACAAUAUGGCCAGGAAUUUUAGGAAAACCGGACAUCGGAACAACAGGAUUCGAACUCAAAAGAGGAAACACACAAACUUUUCAAGCACCAACCGGUUGGUCAGGUAGAUUUUGGGCAAGAACCGCUUGCAAAUUCGAUUACUCCGGUCACGGUACUUGCUCAACCGGUGACUGCGGUUCUGGGGAAAUUAACUGCAACGGCAACGGCGCUACACCACCUGCAACGCUAGCGGAAUUCACUUUGGGAAUUGGUUCGCCGGAUUACUAUGAUGUUAGCCUCGUCGAUGGUUACAACCUUCCGAUGAUUGUAGAAGCUAACGGCGGUUCAGGUAUGUGUGAUAUGACGGGUUGUGGAGAGGAUAUUAAUCGGAGGUGUCCUUCGGAGUUAAAAGUGGAAGAUGGUGACGCGUGUCAGAGCGCGUGUGGUGCGUUUGGAAAACCAGAAUAUUGUUGUAGUGGUGUGUUUGGUUCACCUUCAAGUUGCACGCCUUCAGUGUACUCGCAAAUGUUUAAAUCUGCGUGUCCUAAGUCUUAUAGCUAUGCAUUUGAUGAUGCUACAAGCACUUUUACUUGUACUGCUGCUGAUUAUACUAUCACAUUUUGUCCUUCUUCUCCAAGUUUGAUGUCUUUAAUGAAGAACGGGCAAGGAUCAGUUGAACAGGCAGCUGUAGCAACUACUUCAUGGAUAGCCAAUAUGGCAACAGGAGCAUCCGCAAGAAUAAACCAACCAUUUUCAGCUUCCAUGUCAACUUUUUUUGUGGCUAUCACUUUCAUUCUUUCCUAUUUAGUCUAUUAGUCUCCAAAAUUCGUCUCUAAAUUAUAUUCCGUAAAAAUUACAUUUUUCUAGUAGCUUUUUUGUUUGUUUGUUAGAGUCACGUCUCAUUUGUAUUUUCUCAUACCCUUGUGACAUAGGAAAGGGUCAACAAGACAACAACAAUAUCUACUUGGUGUAAUUAACAUAUAUUAUCAUUGUUGAAUUCUAUGUGAAUUAAUUAUAAGCA